AUGACUAGCGAAGAUGUAAAGACAAAGCUCGAUCACCUGAAUCAAGCCAAAAAUCUCGCUUUAAAUGAUCCCAAUUUCUAUCCAGACAUCCUGAAAGGGAUCCUACCCGUCAUUGUCGCGUCAGACGGCGCAAUUGAGCUACGACAAUGGGGGUCAGACUUUUUAGCGGAAACAUUUUCUUCGCCUCAGAUAUCAUCCCAGACGAAGCAAGAGCUUGCAUUGACGUGUCUCGAGCAUCUAUUGACCUUGCUGAACGAAUUAGAGACGGGGAUUCUCAAGAACGUUAUUCAAUCCCGUACUACAGGCUCUGUUGGUGGCGCCGUGAGCGGACAGUUCCUGUCCCGUACACGGUCCAUCUCAGAAACUGCCAUAUGGCAGCAGAUGGUUGCCAUAAAGGCGAAGAUUCUAAGCAUGCUGGACAGAGGCUCUGAAGGAGUGCGACUGGGUUGUAUCAAAUUCGCCCAGAGGAUUAUAUUAGUCCAGACUCCAGGCGCAUCGGACCCACGACUUGUCGACAAAUCUGAAGUGUCUUUGACUAUCGUGCCACUGAACCAUCCAGUACUUAAUAUCCAUGCACUAGAGGCUGAAGCCCAUGGCCUACUAGAUCGUCUCCUAAAUGUUUUCCAAGAUGGCAAAUUAGACGCCCCCAUAAUUACUGCGAUCCUGAAUUCGUUACCGGCGCUCGUCAAGGGACGCGCAGCGAUUUCAAACAAAAUUCUUAACAUCUUGAUGUCUUACAACCCGUUGCCCGUAGCGGCCAAGUCAAUGGUUUUCAAAGACCGCUUCGUAGCCAGAAGCUUAGAGAAAACUCUCAGGACUGUAUUGAAUCACCUUGCAAGAGCUAGUUCAGGUGGCCCUCACGCAGGGAAAAUACAGCAGCAUAUCCAACGAUUACUACAAUCAAAAUCCGAGUUCUCAAUCGAUGUUCCAAAGAGCAAUAAGCGAGUUUUAUCGGGGUCGGACGGUGACUCCGUCAAGCGGACGAAGUAUACACGUCCUGACGCCGAAGGCGAAUACACGCCCACCCCACCGCCUCCGACAAUUCAAGUCCAACCGAGUAAUGGUACGACAUAUAAGACUCUCUAUACCCUUACGGGCGAUCAGGCACUAUCGAAUUUCGAUGUAUCUCAAUUGCCGCUUGAAAUGGCAACUCAGAUCACCCUUGCGACGAUGUAUUCCAUCGAUGCAAAUGUGUUAGAAUCAGCAGUUGCGGCUAUCAGGCAACGAUUGGGCAGCCUCGUCCGAGCGGCAGCUACUGCGGCCAGCUCUCGGCCACCCCCGCCACCCCCACCUCAGCUCGAUGAUGAUGAUGACGAUUAUGUACCGGGAGGAGGGGAUGAUGUUUCCGAUGAGCCCUCUAAAACUAGUCUAGAUGCUGUCACCUACUCCGACGAUUCUGACGACAGUUACGAGGUUACAGACCUCGUCCCUACAACUGCGAAGGGUAAGGCUGCGGCUAUGGAACUGGUCAAGAUGCCCGACCUAUCACCAGCUCAGAUCCAAGAAGCGUGUGAAGGAACGCUAGAUCGCAUGUUUGAAACGAUAGCUACGUUGGACAAACCGGUCAAAAAGGAGCGGACGGGAUUGGGUCGCCUUGCUGCUACCAACUGGGACAGGGAUGGAUGGAUUACCAUCCUUUCUAGACUCAGUACUAGAGGCCUCAGCGGUAUCGACGCGGAAAUCACUGCCAAGGCCCAAGAGGACCGAAUGCACUACGAAGCCCUCAGUGCACAGGUCCGACAGAAACUAUACAUGUAUGUCAUAGGCGACUUCCGUACGCGUAUGGAUGCCGCUAUCGCUUGGUUAAACGAAGAGUGGUAUAACGAUCGACUCCAAGAAAUAUCGGCACGAGAAAACAAUAAUAAAACCCCUCUAGAACCGCAGUACGCCAAAUGGAUGGCUAAGAUCAUGGAUGGAAUCUUCCCUUAUCUGGAGACUACAGAUAGAAACAUAUUUCUAAGAUUUUUGAGCGAGCUUCCGGCAAUCCCGGCACCAGUUCUGGCCAAUAUCCGAGGUCUAUGUUUGGAUCCAGAGCGUUCUAACUUGGGGUUUUUAGCGUUUCAAUAUCUUUGUAUGCUAAAGCCUCCAGUCAGAAAUGACGUGCUAGAGAUCGUUGAAGAACUUUGGAGCAACCACAACGAUGUCAAAACCGCCGCGCGAAAGCUGCUAGUCAAGUUCCGCCCCCAUGUUGUCGGCCUUCCACCAAAGGAGUCUACGUAA
Molecule: messenger RNA, 2220 nt
Organism: Orbilia oligospora ATCC 24927
Lineage: Eukaryota; Fungi; Ascomycota; Orbiliomycetes; Orbiliales; Orbiliaceae
Exons: 9
Coding region: 1-2220 (739 amino acids)
Cellular component (GO): mRNA cleavage and polyadenylation specificity factor complex
Source: RefSeq, a predicted model, not a curated record